This is a messenger RNA of Penicillium taxi, 882 nucleotides long. Its product is annotated as aminoglycoside phosphotransferase family protein. NCBI's taxonomy places the organism in Eukaryota, Fungi, Ascomycota, Eurotiomycetes, Eurotiales, Aspergillaceae. The record is from RefSeq and is a predicted model, not a curated record. The coding region runs from base 1 to 882 and encodes 293 amino acids. The transcript has a single exon.
AUGUCUUUCACCCUACCAUUUUAUCGGCAGGAUGAUCAGCUGCCUGGACCUCUGCCCACUCAAUUUGAAAUCCGCACUGCAAAGAAACUUGUACCUGAUUUUGGCGGAAGUGUUGUUGUUGUUCGCGACCUUUAUGUGGUGAAAUAUGGGACCUUCCUCACUGACAACGAGGGAUUUGCUCUCUUGUUUAUUGAGGACAGACUAUCUAUCCCAGCUCCCAGACUCCACGCGAUGUACUGGGAGGGAGGCCGGCUUUACAUUGUAAUGGAUUAUAUCUCCGGCAAGACUCUAGGCAAAGUGUGGCCAUCGCUUUCCAAAGCCAACAAAAGCUCCCUGAUCGAUGAGCUUCACGCAAUAUUUGCUCAUAUCAGAUCACUGCCUGCCCCUGGAUUUUUUGGUAGCAUCGCAAACGGACCUGUCGCGCAUGAAUACUUCUACACCCAAGAAGGAUGCCGCGAAAUCGAAGGUCCAUUCGAGAAUCAAGCGGCGUUCAACAAGGCGCUAGCCCUUUUUGCUAGUGAUGUCGGCAAUCCUUGGACUGCUGAAUUCUUUCUUCGUCACCUCCACUCAUCUCCCCUCGAAGGAGAUAAAGCUGUUUUCACCCAUGGCGACCUCUACCGAGAGAAUAUCCUGGUGAAACAAGUCAACGAUAUAGCUGCUGCUAUUCCAGAGUAUCAAAUUGCGGCUAUCAUUGAUUGGGAAACCGCUGGAUGGUACCCUGCUUAUUGGGAGUAUGCUAUUAUUUAUCCUGUUUUCCGGUGGAAUGAUGACUGGCCUGCGGCCGUCAAAGCGAUUCUCAGCCCAUGGCCCGAAGAGGCUUUGCUUCUCAAAUUCUUGCAUCUCAAGACCAGAUCUUACAUGGUGACCGUGCAGGAUACUUAG